Molecule: messenger RNA, 2687 nt
Organism: Zea mays
Lineage: Eukaryota; Viridiplantae; Streptophyta; Magnoliopsida; Poales; Poaceae
Product: chloroplast RNA processing 1
Exons: 5
Coding region: 109-2115 (668 amino acids)
Molecular function (GO): protein binding
Source: RefSeq, marked validated
AAAUACCGCAAAAACCAGAUAAGCCCGGUGCGCCGUCUCCUUCCUUCUCGGCGCUCUCUCGCCCGCGCCUCCAUCACUCGCUAGUCGCUCCCUCCGCCUCCGUCCACCAUGCCCGCCUCACUCCUUCCUCCGACCUUCCUCCCCCACCACCUGCGCCGCCUCGCUCCCGCCGGUUGCACUACCUCUUCCGUCACCUCCUCCUCGGUCUCCAUCCCAGCGAGCCGCUACGACUUCGAGCCCCUCUUGGCCUACCUCUCGUCCCCCUCCGUAUCGGCCUCCCUCACCUCGCCAUCCCCACCGGCAUCCGUUCCGGCGCCCGAGCACCGCCUCGCCGCGUCUUACUCGGCUGUCCCGUCGCACGAGUGGCAUGCGUUGCUGCGUGACCUCGCCGCUAGUGACGCGUCCCUGCCGCUGGCCUUCGCGUUGCUACCUUUCCUCCACCGCCACCGUCUCUGCUUCCCGCUCGACCUCCUCCUCUCGUCUCUUCUGCACUCGCUCUCCGUGUCCGGCCGCCUUCUCCCGCACUCCCUCCUUCUCUCCUUCCCGCCGUCGCUCUCCGACCCGCCGUCCCCACUGCUGCUCAACUCCCUCCUCGCUGCGUCCGCCGCGGCCUCGCGCCCCGCCGUGGCCCUCCGGUUGCUCUCGCUGCUCCGCGAGCACGAUUUCCUCCCGGACCUCGCGUCCUACUCGCAUCUCCUCGCUUCGCUGCUCAACACGCGGGACCCGCCCGACGCCGCACUGCUCGAGCGCCUCCUCGGUGACCUCAGGGAGUCGCGGCUCGAGCCCGAUGCUCCGCUCUUCUCGGACCUCAUCUCUGCUUUCGCGCGGGCGGCGCUCCCGGACGCUGCGCUGGAGCUCCUCGCCUCCGCGCAGGCCAUUGGGCUCACGCCGCGGUCUAACGCGGUCACCGCUCUCAUCUCCGCCCUAGGCACUGCAGGGCGCGUCGCCGAGGCGGAGGCGCUGUUCCUCGAGUUCUUCCUCGCUGGGGAGAUCAAGCCGCGGACGCGUGCUUACAACGCGCUGCUCAAAGGUUAUGUCAGGAUUGCUUCGCUCAAGAACGCAGAGCAAGUUCUUGACGAAAUGUCACAAUGCGGAGUUGCGCCAGAUGAGGCCACUUACAGCCUGCUUGUGGACGCGUACACAAGAGCUGGGAGGUGGGAAAGUGCGAGGAUACUGCUGAAGGAGAUGGAGGCCGAUGGAGUUAAACCAAGCUCGUACGUGUUCAGUCGGAUCCUUGCAGGAUUCCGUGACAGGGGGGAUUGGCAAAAAGCUUUUGCAGUGCUCCGAGAGAUGCAAGCUAGUGGAGUAAGGCCAGAUCGGCAUUUCUACAACGUCAUGAUCGAUACAUUUGGGAAGUACAACUGCCUUGGGCAUGCUAUGGAUGCCUUUAACAAAAUGCGAGAAGAAGGGAUUGAGCCGGAUGUUGUCACAUGGAAUACUCUCAUUGAUGCACAUUGUAAAGGAGGGCGGCAUGACCGUGCUGCGGAGCUGUUUGAGGAGAUGCGUGAAAGCAAUUGCCCACCAGGCACAACCACAUACAACAUCAUGAUAAAUUUACUCGGAGAGCAAGAACACUGGGAGGGUGUGGAAGCAAUGCUAUCAGAGAUGAAGGAGCAGGGACUGGUACCCAACAUUAUCACAUAUACUACUCUCGUGGAUGUGUAUGGAAGGUCCGGUAGGUACAAGGAGGCAAUUGAUUGCAUUGAAGCAAUGAAAGCUGAUGGUCUCAAGCCAUCGCCUACUAUGUACCAUGCCUUAGUCAAUGCAUAUGCUCAAAGGGGUUUAGCAGAUCAUGCGUUAAAUGUGGUCAAGGCUAUGAAAGCAGAUGGCCUGGAGGUUAGCAUCUUAGUGUUGAAUUCGUUGAUUAAUGCUUUUGGUGAAGAUAGAAGGGUUGUUGAAGCCUUCUCUGUGCUGCAGUUCAUGAGGGAGAAUGGUUUGAGGCCUGACGUUAUAACAUACACGACAUUGAUGAAAGCUUUAAUACGUGUUGAGCAGUUUGAUAAGGUUCCUGUUAUCUAUGAAGAAAUGAUCACAUCAGGAUGUGCCCCUGAUAGAAAAGCUAGAGCAAUGCUGCGGUCAGGUUUGAAAUACAUAAAACACAUGAGGGUUGCAUAGGAAACUAAACACAAUUACUGAUAGCAUCUGAUGGAAUCAUAUACCUUCUCCUGAUCUUAUAGAACAUUUCAACAGAAGGUGAAGCACCACAUGCUGACAGACACGAUCUGCUUUUGCACAAGAUGAUAGAAUCAUCAAUAUAGUCACUUCGUCUUCCUAAUCACCUAGGGGAAGGCGAAUAUAUAAUACAUCUUGAUCAUUUGCAAUGGAAGGAGAUUAAAUACAUGACACCAAGAAGUCAGGAUCUUGGUAUAGGAAACAAAUACAUAGUCUGUCCAGACCUCAAAAUUUGAGUUGGAAUCUUGGAAUUGACAUUUCCUUAUAACUCAAUUCCAGUAUUUUGCUGAGAAAAUCAAUUGUAACAUGGAAUCCAAUUCCAGCCUUUUCAAAUUGUAUCUAGGCGUAGACAUUUCUAGAAUUUGUCUAGGGCGAUACAAAAGGAAAUGUAAUGCAUUUUUAUUGCCUAAAACAAACUUUGGCAUUAGGUCCUGUUUGGAUCCUUGAAUUGAAUUGUAUUCUAACAAUCAUAAUUUAGACAUAGAUCAAUUAAGUUAAUAUAGUUUUACAUGGAA